Molecule: messenger RNA, 871 nt
Organism: Lycium ferocissimum
Lineage: Eukaryota; Viridiplantae; Streptophyta; Magnoliopsida; Solanales; Solanaceae
Exons: 2
Coding region: 178-663 (161 amino acids)
Source: RefSeq, a predicted model, not a curated record
AUGGACCAUUAAUUUGUACACUCGAAAAAUUAUCUAUGUAGUGCAGCUGCUUCAUAUAUAUAGUUUCUUUUGAAGGAUCAAUUUCUUCCUACUCUUAGGUGCUUAUUGGCCGUGGCUUACGCAUAAUUUUGCAGUAUCAAUCUAAUGUCAUAAUUCAUCUGGUAAGCAGUUGAAAAGAUGAAUACAGAUGAGAUGAAUAUUAGACGGGAGCUCGAAAGGGAUGUGGAGAGGGACUUGGAGGAUGAAAUUAAGGAAGGAAUUUGCCAAUUAGCACUAAGAUUGCAUAGGCUAUACAAAUAUCAAGAGGAAAGGAACACAAAGAAAUCAGUUGAUGACAUUGGUACAAAAGGUAAAAACACUAAAGCACUAUCUGAAGUGAACAUAAAUAUAAAGAUGGAAGGAGGGACAAAGAUUGAAAUAAAAGAAAUCAAGAAAGAAGCACGUCGGAGUUCUAAGGCGUCGAGUAACGUACAGAAAAUGGUUAGUCGUCCGCCGAAAUUUGACUGGACACAAAGUUUAAGGUCUGGACCGACUCCCAUUACUGGUUAUAAUAAGAUUGAUAAUUUCAGAAAUCGAGCUAAAAGUAUUGUCAAUAAGAGCGGUCAACAGAAUGUUAAAGUCGUUAAAAAUGUUGGGAAACAAUCUAUCAGAGUUUUGAAGUAGAUGGAGGAGAGUUUAAUAUUGGACGCCAAUAACACAAUGCUAAAGUUUAUUAUUGUUUUGGUCUUUUCCUUAAACCAAUUUUGGGAUUUUAUUCUUGUUUGAUUCAGCAGGGGUACUAUAUAGGUUGUGUGAUAUAAUAAGCCUCUAAGGACUGGCAUUGACAAUAACAUAUUUGUUGUGAUAUUAUUGAAUUUGAGGAUUAAAGUGA